This is a messenger RNA of Oncorhynchus masou masou (cherry salmon), 5542 nucleotides long. RefSeq names its product Tnf receptor-associated factor 2b (gene traf2b). Gene Ontology annotation, cellular component: cytoplasmic side of plasma membrane. Gene Ontology annotation, biological process: tumor necrosis factor-mediated signaling pathway; positive regulation of canonical NF-kappaB signal transduction; protein K63-linked ubiquitination. NCBI's taxonomy places the organism in Eukaryota, Metazoa, Chordata, Actinopteri, Salmoniformes, Salmonidae. The transcript has 11 exons. The record is from RefSeq and is a predicted model, not a curated record. Bases 276 to 1844 code for a protein of 522 amino acids. Gene Ontology annotation, molecular function: zinc ion binding; tumor necrosis factor receptor binding; ubiquitin-protein transferase activity.
UGGCUGGCACAGACGCCUUUUACCAAAAAUGAAGCGGACGUGAUGACGUGUCAUGACGGUUAAAAGAGUGUUGAAGAGAGCAAGGGAAUAAUGAGUUAAUUUUAAAUGGACUGGAAAUGUGUCACUCAUAAUGGAACUAUUGUGUGUGCCUUAUAUGUGCUAGAGUCAAUUAUGAUUGCAUUUCAUAUCUUGGCUAGAAGACAACGCAUCAGCAAACAUCGAAUGUUAGCCAUCCUACUAUAUCAGGAAGCUGUAUCAGAAGUUGAUGGAGGAGCAUGGCCCUGCCCUCUUUAGAUUCCUCCCUCCAAGGGAUCCCGAAGAAUGUGCUGGCUGUUUCCAUGGAAACUAAGUACCAAUGCCAGCAGUGUCACCAGGUCCUGAGGAAGCCGGUCCAGGCUCAGUGUGGACAUCGCUUCUGUGUCCACUGUUUCAAACUGCUCACCAGCUCUGGACCCAAGCCCUGUGAAGCAUGUCAACAGGAGGAGAUAUACGAGGAGCCCCAGUCCAUUCUCAAUAGCAAUGAGGCUUUUCCAGACAAUGCAGCCGGUAGAGAAAUCGCCAGCCUGCCUGCCAAAUGUUUCAAUGGGGGCUGCUCUUGGACAGGUUGCAUCAAAGAAUAUGAGGCACAACACGAGGGCAAGUGCGAGUAUGAGCACGUACCAUGUGAAGCCUGCCAGAUCCUCAUCCUGCGUAGUGAAAAAGAGAGGCAUAACGAGAGAGAAUGUGAAGAAAGAACAUUGAACUGCAAGUACUGCAAAGUCUCCUUCAACUUCAAGCAGAUCAAGGCUCAUGAUGAAAUCUGCCAGAAGUUUCCCAUGCAGUGCAAGGACUGUGGAAAGAAAAAGAUCCCACGGGAAAAGUUUCUAGAUCACAGCAGAUCCUGUGCCAAGUCUAAGACUGCAUGUCCAUUCAGUGAGGUUGGCUGCAAGGCUGUGAUUGAUAAUGGAAAGCACAGUGACCACGAGCAGACGAGCGUCGUGGAGCACAUGCGUCUGAUCCUGGCGACGUCUAUGGUGCGGCUGCAGCGUCCGGAGGCCCCAGGGCUGGGGGAGUGGCAGGAGGACUCUGGGAUUGGCCUGUACCGCGCUCCUGAGGAGGGAGCCACAACUUCUGCAGCCACAGUUGGGGGUGGAACCGCUGCCUCUGGACAGACCAGUGGCCUUGACCAUAAGGUGACGGUGCUGGAGAAUAUAGUGUGUGUACUGAACAGAGAAGUAGAGCGGAGCUCUCUCACUUUAGAGGCCUUCUCUCGACAACAUCGACUAGACCAGGACAAGAUAGAGAACCUCAGCAACAAGGUGCGUCAACUAGAGCGUACUCUCACCAUGCGGGACCUACAGCUAGCCGAGACAGACCAGACUCUGAGGGAGCUCCAGUUCUGCACCUUUGACGGUGUGUUUGUUUGGAAGAUCGCUGACUUCUCACGCCGCCGGCAGGACGCUGUGGCCGGGCGAACACCCGCCAUGUUCUCACCAGCGUUCUAUUCCAGUAAAUAUGGCUAUAAGAUGUGUCUAAGACUGUAUCUGAAUGGGGAUGGAACAGGUCGAGGGACACACCUUUCUCUUUUCUUUGUGGUGAUGAGGGGCAAGUGUGACGCUUUGCUCAAAUGGCCCUUCAGUCAGAAAGUGACUCUGAUGCUGCUGGAUCAGAAUAACAGGGAGCAUAUUAUUGACGCCUUCCGACCUGAUGUCAGCUCCACCUCUUUCCAGCGGCCAAUCAGUGAGAUGAACAUAGCCAGUGGCUGCCCACUCUUCUGCCCAUUAGCUAAACUGACAGGCAAGAGCUCCUACCUUAGGGAUGAUACUAUUUUCAUCAAGGCCAUUGUAGACCUCACAGGCUUGUAGAGGCUGUGGAAGCCCCCUACACAAAGGCACAAAACGCAGACUAAUAUAUAUAACUUCUGAAAUUACAUAAUAUAAGUAAUAUUAUAAUAAAAUGCAUAUAUUUAUUAUUAUAAGUAUAUCAUAGACACUGUUUAUUUUGCUGGCUGAAGGCACUGGAAUGAAAAUGAAUUCUGCUAGCAGAUCUUUUCAAUUGGUUUAAACAGAGAAAAAUAGGGUGAGUGAUAUGGCCAACCCAAGUGUGGGCUCUGACUACUAGAAGUGCAGUAUUAUGCAGAGGAUGCCGUGACUGUUUUUGAAUGCAAGGCAAUAAGAGCUUGUCAAAAUUGGUCAGCAAAUAGGCUCAUUGCACAUAAAUCACGUUAUGUAUUUCUAUUAUUUUCCAAUAUUUCUUAAUUUGGAGACACUGAGGUGAUCGUGCCAAAAUGACACUGUCAAGUUGUGAAAAACUGCUUUUACUUGAGGUAGCACCUGUUGUACACAUGGACAAGGAUGUGUUAGAGAUCCUGCCCAUUCAUCAUGUAAGCAGGCACAACUUUUUAAAUGGCAAAACCAACCGGUCGUUAAUUUAUAUUAAAGAAAUGUUCCACAAACUCCGCCUAGUGCUUUCUCAAAAAAGCUACAAGCCGGUCCCAAGCCCGGAUAAAGGAGGAUGGGUUAGGUUAUGCGUAAGACUAGCAGGCGCAAUCUGUAAAAAAAAAAAAAAAAUUUAAAAAUUGUGGGGGGGCAACAGUACAAUUAUACUAGUUGAUCAUAGAUGGCAAAUGCUCCUUGAGGAGCAACGGGUCUAACUAAGUAGCUUAGAGCAUUCCAAAAACAUGAGUACGCUUUCCCAUUUAAACAGUUGUGCACUCGCAUCCAGUAGCGAUGCGUGGGUAAAAUCACUGGGGAAGCCAAGCUGGGGGGGAGGGGGAGCUAUUUUACAACCUAUGUGUUGUGGUCAUUGCGUUGUUUGCUCUAUAACCUGUUAGUUCAUAUGCCUUGACACUGUAAUAUAUAGGCCUAAGGCUGAGACAAUAAGAAGACACAGAAGCAGAAUAAAUUCAACCACAGCUUUUUUUUUCAUCACAAAACAGGAGAGCAACCUCUGUCUGGUGAAGUCCACAAAAGAUAUUGCAUGUAACAGUUGCUUGAUCAUGCUGUAGGUCAUGUAAGUUAAUGUUUCUGUCAUCUUCAGACUACGAAACAACUAUUGAUUUAGAACCACUGAGUUACCGCAAGUCACAAAGAAACCAGGAGCUGCCUCCACUAUUCCAGCACCAUUUCAACAUCAUCUAAUCACCCUAUGCUUAGUCUAAUACAGUGACAACUAAAAGAUACCACAAAUUGUCCAACCAAUGUCAGCCAAAUAUGAUGUAGCUGUCCAUGGUUCUGAUUUCUGUGUGUAUGCGUGCAAGUAGAAAAACAUGUUGACUCGCCCUACACCCUACCCUAGAAACGCCAAUGCCAUCCUCCGCUUUCCUGUUGCCUAAACGAACUAUGACGCUGUCAUACACUUGAAAAAAAUGUUUUUUGUUGUCCAAGGCUACCUGGCUAAAAUACUAGUUCACUAGCCUAACUUCUUUUCAUUGGCAAUGAUGCGCCAGGCCAGCUAGUUAACAUUAGCCUAACAUUACUACAUGUAGCUACAUGUUGAACUUCCAUCCUCUCGGGCCAGGUACACAAUGUAUGAAUUUAUGGUUGGAUCAGAAUUUCCAUUAUAAUCAUUGGCCAGUACGGAUAAUUAAGUAAACCACAAGUCCAAUUCUCUAUCCAUUGCUAAUUUAGGAAUGGGACAAUUUUAGCUAUCUAGCCACUGGAGGACAACGACACAAUGGGAUGCAAUUAAUUCAAGUUUUCUGUCAAUGAUGUUUGGCUUCUAAUGUGAUGUGAUUGGUCUGAAGCCAAAUCCAAACUGGCUUACCUUGGUCCUGUCACACCAAAAAAAAAGAAGUCUCAUUCACAGCUGAUCUCACUCAGUUUAGCUCAACGUUGAUUGGCUAUUUUAUAGAAAAAAAUGAUCAAGGGAGGCCAAAUGCUCCUUGGCUUCCCUUGCAUUCAAUGUUAUGGGUGGCAACAAUGUCACACUUUUUGACCAGACAGCAUAGAUGGGCUACACACAGAGACAGAGGGUUGCUAUUUUUUGAUUGAAUGCUUUCUCCUGUGAGAUACAUUCAGCCUCUUGCGAUUUGAAGGAAAUUUAUGAAACACAGAAAGAUGAAAGCUAAAUGAAUUUGUUAUUUUUGUGGGGGAGCCUGGCUUCCCUUGGCAUCCAUGAAUACACACCACUGCUCACAUCUAUCCAGGUGGGUGCAUAAUACUGUGCAUGUGCACAACAGGCUUUACCUUGAAUUCAAGUAGUUUUUCAUCAAAUUGAAGCAGUAUCAAGUUUGUGUCACCGUUAAUUCUUUGCCAUGCUUAGUAGAAGACAUUAUCAAAAUAGCUGCAAAGCAGACCAAAUUUGACACCUCUUAAUUGACAUUUCAAAGGCACCACAUCCUCUGCAUUGUCCUGAGAUUCAGGCAGACAUGGGCAAUACUUAAUUUGAGCAUUAUAUGCCAUUUUGACCUAAUGGCGCCGGAUGAGAUCGCUGCCGAUUUUACUGGCCCUUAACCAAUUGUGCUAUUGUGUGUGUUUUCGUGUUAUUUGUAACAUAUUUUGUACCUCGCUGCUCUUAUUUUUUUAAGGUCUACACCUGCUGUAUGCAGUGCAUGUGACAAAUACAAUUAGAUUUUGAUUUGAUCCGCUCGAGGCUCAGAUGAAACGAUCAUCGUAUCUUUCCUCAGUAUACUUUUUAGUCCAGUUCUGUUAGCUAGGUAGAUGAACAGUGCCUAUAUAGCUGUAGUGUACAAGAGUAUGCCACAGUAGACAUGUACCCAAUUAAGAUUAUGAUUAAAUAUACUGUAAUAAAAUACAGUAUUAACUAACAAUUAUAUGAACUAUGUUAUAGGCCAAGCUGAGAAAGCGCCUGCUCUUUUCAAAUACGAAAUGCAUAUUUUAUCUCAAAUUUCAAGAUUAGUAUUUAUACUGAGCUAGCGCAUAAAUAAAUGGUAAGUUAGCAUGCUAUUAUGCCAGCAUAAUUGUAUUGAAUAGAACAAUUAAGUGCUUCUGAAUGUCAUACUUGUGACAGGUUAACCUUAUCUAUCUUGUGUAGAGUGGAUGAGAAUUAUUUAAGGACCUCUCCUUCACUUAACAUAUUAUUGUUGGUCAUUAUUCAGCUAUAACUAAUAUACAAAGACAUUUGAUGUGUUAAUGUAGAUUAUGUAUAUUUUUGUCACUGUAAUGGUAAAGAGUCAUAUGUAGGUGUAUUGUUGAAGGGAAGGUUACAAAAAUAUAACAGCACAGUGUGUAAUGUUAAUUAUAUGCAUGUGUUUAAAGGAAAGCAAUUCUGAUUUAAUAUAGUUACCUUUGUAAGUUGUCAUUGAUUUUUGUCUUAUUUAACCAAGGAAGUCGCACUGAUCUUGCAGGAGUCAUUUUGUUUUAUGCUCUCAUGACUGUCAAGACUUGUGUGCUGUAAUUACUUGUUUUUAUUGGAACAUUGAGGUGUUUGAUUUGAUUGCAUGUUAAUUCAAACACCUAUCUAGCAUGGAGUAGUCCUGGGAUUAUAUAGAAUAGAAUAUAAUAUCUAUAACAAUGAAUUGGAGGGGGGAAAGUAUACCUGGUAGAUAAUGUAUUGAGAAAAAAUGAGAAUGUUGUUAUGAAAAUAAAUACAGUUGAUAAAA